AUGGAAAUCAAUCACGGGCCUCACCUCCUCGUCGGCUUGCCGCCACCACACGCCAUUAGGUCCGCGCUCUCGCCCAUCCAUCAUAGCGCAUCGUCGACGAGUUGUAAUGGGGGCAAGUACGCGACGGUGAGGCGAUGCCGCGAGCGGUUGAGCGGCCGUCAAUGGGCCGCCAAGUUCCUGAGGAAGCGUCGCCGCGCCCAAGAGUUGAGAGCCGAGGCCCUGCACGAGGUCGCGGUGCUGGACGCCGCCGCCAACUGCCCGAGGCUCGUCUCUCUCCACCAGGUUUUCGAGACAAGCACGGAAAUGGUCCUCGUCCUCGAACUGGCUCCCGGUGGCGAGCUCCAAAUGGUCCUCGACAGAGACGAAAUUCCGGAAGAGAGACAAGUCGUCAAGCUCCUCAAACAAAUACUGGAUGGUGUCGCCUUUCUGCACUCGCUGAACGUUGCGCAUCUCGACAUUAAGCCGCAAAAUCUCGUCCUCACCGGCGAGUUUCCAGACUGUGAUGUAAAACUCUGCGACUUUGGCAUCUCCCGGUAUAUCAGCCACGGUGCAGACAUUCGUGAAAUUUUAGGAACACCCGACUAUAUUGCACCGGAAGUACUGAACUAUGAGCCGAUAAGCCUGGCGACGGACAUGUGGUCGGUGGGUGUUCUGCUUUACGUACUUCUUACGGGCUGCUCGCCCUUUGGCGGCGACACGAAGCAGGAGACCUUCUGCAACAUCAGCCGCUGCCGACUCGAUUUUCCCGACGAUCUCUUCGAGGAGGUGUCCGAGGAGGCCCAAGACCUGAUACGCCGACUCAUAGUCAAGAAUCCAAGCGAACGUUUGUCAGCGAGCGAAUGCCUGAAACAUUCGUGGCUGAGCAAAUUCGAGGAGGCCUCCUGCCCACUUUCUCCCUUAGUCGUGGAAUCGAAGGAGUCGCUCGAGGGAGAAAUCGCACCCUGUGAUACAACCGCUGCCACUAUCGUCACCAGCUCCAUCUCAUCCUCGUCCGGACUGGCGCGCGUUCAAGAGGCAUCGCUGACCGCCGAGACAGCAACGGCUAUGACGAUGGCGACACUGAUGACGACGACGACGCCGACGAUAACGACGGUGCCAGCGAUGACGGCAGCAGCAGCAGCAGCAGCAGCAGCAGCAGUGACGAUCGAACCCGUGGAAGCGCAUCCAAACGAAAUUGAAUCUGAUGCGCUCGAACAAUGUCUCGGAGAGUGUCACGAGGUAUGCCACGACGAUUGUCACGAGGUUUGCCACGAACCUUGCCACGAGCCUUGCCACGAGCCUUGCCACGAGAUUUGCCACGAGGUUUGCCAUAACGAGCCCCAGCAUCCGACAGCGAAUCUUGUCAUCGAGGCUGCGGCAGAGGAACAGCCGGUAACGAGCGACGUCGAACCCGAUGGUACGGGCUGUCCGCUCGAGGCGCCUCCGUCGCCGGGAUGCGACAAAGAUGGCACCUGCCAUGGCGGAUCCGCCGACUACGUGUAUCUCCGAAGGAUGAGCUCGACGGUGCCGCGGACCAGUUCGUCUUUGAGGCAUCAAUUCGCCGGACUGUCUUCCGAGCGCCGGAGCAACUUCAAAAGGAGCAUGGACUUCCUCGCGCGGAAGUUCUCCGCCAGUGCCGAUCUCCUCGAAGUUUUUGACGACGGUGUGCUCGAGAUGGACACUUCAUCCAGGAGAUCGUCAGUGAAUACGACGAGCAGCUCGUCCGGCGAGGUCUUCAAGUGCACGCCGGUGUUCAUCCUCGGCGAGGAGCAGCAGUGCAGCGACAGUGGCUCGGACUCGGUCUCCGAAAUCUCGACCGAUAGCUCCUCGGACCGGAGCAGCAUCUACUCGGACGACUCGCUCGACUUCAUCCUCUACGGCAAGACGAGUCAGGGCCGCGUGAGCUUCCCAUUUAGCGCGAGCGAGUCCCAUAGUUGGAAGCAGCGCAACGGCGGUACGGGUCUCGUAGGCGCCGGGGCCGGAGGCGCCGGGCCCGGCAACAACACCAGCCUGCGUCACGGGCCCCGCGUCUGGCCACGCGAGUGCAACGGCGUCGUCAGCAAGGCCCUGAGUCGCUUCAGUACCGGGGAUCACCAUCAUCACCAUCACCACCAUCAUCAUCAUCACUACCACGACGUUUCGGGCGCGGGCUCGACGUGCAAGUCGCCGGGUGUCAUCCUCGGCUCAAGCUCCAGUGGCAGCGCCGCGAGCUCGGCCACCAGAACGAGCACGACUCGUAGCAUUACUGGACUCGAGGCACUGCGCACCAGAGGCGAGAACUUGGUGGUGAUCCGGGAACCAGUGCGAGCUGGAAGGUACAUGAGAUACAGCGAGGUUCAGUGCGAAUCCGUCCAGGCGCGAAUCCGAAGAUUCCAAGUGCACGGCUCGUCGUAGGGCGACGCCGCCGAAGACGAUCUUCACGGGUGGAUGGGAUUCGUAUUAUCGUUUGUAAAUUGAACGCAGCUGCCGUUUCUACUACAGCGCGAUCAACGUCUGUAAAUAUCGAUUAAUGAGCACAGCUUCGGCGCAACAAAGAAGAUGAAGGAGAAGAGGGAAGACACGUGGAUGACUGCUAUAAGCUUAACUAAUUUAAAUGAAUCGUGAGCUCCGUUUGCUCGUUCGUUUCGUGGGUGUUCGCUUAACACGCGUGGGCAUGAUUUUAUUCUCGAAUGAGGGAAAGCAAGAGAAACAAGAACGAAAUUGAUAUAAAGAAAAUAAAAAUAAAUAAAUAAACU
This is a messenger RNA of Ceratosolen solmsi marchali, 2714 nucleotides long. RefSeq lists its product as uncharacterized. Gene Ontology annotation, biological process: intracellular signal transduction; protein phosphorylation; positive regulation of apoptotic process. The transcript is spliced from 9 exons. The record is from RefSeq and is a predicted model, not a curated record. Gene Ontology annotation, cellular component: nucleus. Gene Ontology annotation, molecular function: ATP binding; protein serine/threonine kinase activity. Lineage: Eukaryota; Metazoa; Arthropoda; Insecta; Hymenoptera; Agaonidae. Bases 1 to 2373 code for a protein of 790 amino acids.